UUCUUUUACUCUUGUAUAAGAACCAAAGAAAAAUGGAGACUGGGCUUUCCGCGAUUGGCUGUGUAAAUUGAUCAGUAAGAAGAAGAAGAAGAAGAGUAGGAAGCUAUGGCGAGUAGCCAAUCCACUGUAAGAGCGCAAAUCCAUGUGCCCAUUGAAAUAGCUAUCGAAAUCUUAUCAAGAUUGCCCGUAAUAUCUCUUCUCCGAUUCAAAUCCGUGUGCAAAACCUGGUACGCUCUCAUCAAAACCCCUCAUUUUAUAUCCAAACACCUCACCUUGUCCACUCUCAACCCCAGUCCCACUUUCAGCUCUCUCCUUGUAUCCACUAGCAACACCAACACCAAUCACUCGUCAUUGCUUCACUUGAACCAUCCAUUUCAUGACCAUACAGCUCUUGAUUUCCCUUUCUUGACCGAGUGGAAAUAUUUCUGCACUGUGGGUAGUUGUAAUGGCUUAUUUUGUUUUUACUAUGAGUGUGAGUAUCCUGUGAUUCUAUGCAAUCCCGCGACCAGAGAUUUUCGCCGAAUUUCCAAUGAUGUAUGGUGGGACCACACGAAUGUUGCUUUUGGGUUUGGUUUCCAUCCCAGUGCUAAUGAUUACAAGUUGAUUAGGAUUGUGUCUUGGGUGUGUACCUUUGACGAGACAUUCUUUGUCCAAACUGAUAUGUACGAAAUGGGCAGCGAUAAGUGGAGAGGAAUUGAAGCUAAAAUGCCUUCGGUUUCUGGCAAGGAGGUUGUUGAUGCUGUGGAAUAUCAGAUUUCGGGAUGCUGUACUUCGGCUUUUCUCAAUGGGGUUUUCUAUUGGGAGGCAACUGUUUCAGUAACUGAUGAAGUGAUAGUUGUUUCGUUUGACAUGGAUAAUGAGGUUUUCCAGAUAAUAAGAACACCUCAUUGUUUGGGUGGGCUUCGGGUUCAAGAAUUAUUUCCCCUUACCGGAUUCGUGCAACUAAAGGAUAAACUCUGCUUGAUUGAUUAUCAUGACGAGAGAUGCCUUGAUGUGUGGGUGUUGGAUGAAAAUGAGAGGUGUUGGACUAACCAAUUCAAAAUUGGAUCUUUUCCAAGAAUUGAGAAUUUGGCGACACGUGGGGAAUUUUGGAGAGUUAGACUAGUUGGAUGUAUGAAAAAUGGCGAUCUGAUAGUGGAGGUCCUUUUGGAACCUGGUGAAGGAAUAUUUUUGUAUGAUCCAAAGAACCACGAAACUAAGAAUCUUCUGGCUUUUGAUCAGGUUCGACAUCCAUGUCAUAUUUGUUUGUACACGGAGACCUUGGUUCCAAUAUAACGAAAGCAACGAAGAUGAAAAUGGCAGUGAAGUCGUGCUGAAGGAGAAGAAAAUGAAACAAAGGAAGCCAUGAACUCAUGUAUGAGACUCGGCAUCAAGUUGGUGUCUCAGCUUCCCAAGGGAUAAUGUGCAACCAGCUCACCUCUUUUGCAAAGGAAAGAUCUUCAGUAUGUUGUGUACCCAGAUCAGCUAUAUAUCCUCCUCUCGUGUUUUUCUCCCUUUCUGUAUGUCUUUGUACUCUUGCUGCUACUUUAAUGUUGUUACUGUAAUUGACCCACAAAACAAAAGACAAUAUGUUGUUACAUUGAAGUCUCUUUGAUUACCUGGAUUAGGUUGGAUCACAAGUUCUCUUCAA
Molecule: messenger RNA, 1630 nt
Organism: Rhododendron vialii
Lineage: Eukaryota; Viridiplantae; Streptophyta; Magnoliopsida; Ericales; Ericaceae
Product: F-box/kelch-repeat protein At3g23880-like
Exons: 2
Coding region: 106-1275 (389 amino acids)
Molecular function (GO): protein binding
Source: RefSeq, a predicted model, not a curated record